AUGGCCCGCCUCUCGAUUAUCGCGCUUGGGUUGUUGUAUGGUUUGUCAAACAUCCUCGGUGUUGUUGCUGACACGACAACUCUGACGGACCCAGCUAUCGACGGAACUAUUGAUCUUGGUUUCCCGAGCGUUAACAUCACUGCAAUUCUCGCGGAAGCUGAGAAUGAACUUGGUGUUAACGGUACCAUUACGGAUAACCUCCCUGAUGAUGGCUAUGGUGCUCCUGGAACUACGAUCACCGCCCGCGACAUUGAAAAACUUCAAGAGCUUCGCAAAAGAACAUUUGGGAAUUCAAAGGGUAUCUUUGGAGCCAUUGCAUGCCUUUCCUUGAAGAUAAUAUUCCCAACCAAGACGGCUACCCCGGGAAGCUCCAACUACAAUUCAUGGAACAACCCUUCCUUUUGGUCCGCUACUACCUACAUGACACCCACAUGCGUUUUCCGACCUACAUCUGUUGAUGAUGUCUCCUUGGCUAUGCAGCUUAUCUUUAUUUCUCAGUCGGACUUCAAUGUUGUCGGUGGAGGCCACAGCGCGAUCAAAGGAUGGGCGAAUACAGAGGACGGUGUUUUAAUCAUUCUUUCUGGCCUCACUGGAGUCAAAGUUAAAUCUGGAUAUGCAGAAGUUUCCGCCGGUGAGCGUUGGGGCAAUGUUUUCACCGUUCUCGACCAGCACAAACUUAUGGCCCUUGGUGGCCGCAUGUCCCCAGUUGGAGUUCCAGGAUUGGUUCUCGGAGGAGGUAUCAGCUAUUUAACAAACCAACACGGAUUUGUUGCCGAUCAAGUCAAGAAUUUCCAGGUUGUAUUGGCCAACGGAUGGGUUGUGAAUGCAAAUGCAGUCGCAAACGCAGAUCUUUUCCGGGCUCUAAAAGGAGGAAGCUCAAACUUUGGGAUCGUUACACGGAUUGACCUUCAUACUUGGCCUUGCCCUAAGGGUGUUUACAGUGGUCAGCUUUAUUUCUCUGAUACUAGGGACUACCCAAAGAUGUUUGACGCUGUCUACAAGUACCAUACUGUUGGCGCUUUAACCGAUGUUCAAAGCCACUUGAUCUCCGCAUUUGUCUAUGUUCAGAUUCCGGGUCUUGGGGGGAUGCACAUGGGUGCUUUCACUGCUUUCAGGACCAUCUCUGACUCCGAAACCAACCCAGGCCCAGGUCCAGCUCUGCAAGAGAUUGUUGACCUUAACCCUACCGUCAAAAGCUCUUCAACCCUUAAGGUUAGGCCUUACGGGUCCCAGGCUAUUGAACUCGGCAGCGGUGAUGUCAGGGGCCUGCGACAAGACAUGCGAGACUUCUCCGUCUAUGCCGACAAACAACUUUACAUCGACCUCUUCCAAAUUUGGAACUCGACAAUGACGGUAAAGCAUGGUGCCAAAACUGGUUUCAUGGGAACUAUCGCUUUCCAGCCCAUCACCACGAAAGCGAUCGCCGCUGGUGGUCUCCGUGGCGGAAACUCUCUCGGGUUGGAGGGAAACACCAAGACCAUGGCUAUUAUCAACCUGACCCAUCAAUGGCUAGAUCCCACACACGAUAAAGAAAUCCUCGCUUCACUUGACGAGGUCAUGACUAAAUCUAUUGCGUUAGCAAAGGCAAGAGGUUUACACCAUCGAUACUACUACCUCAACUAUGCUCAUAAAGACAGCAACCCAAUCUGUGGCUACGGCAGAGCUUCUGUCGACAGACUCAAGAAGGUUAGCAGAUUCUACGACCCCUGUGGAGUCUUCCAAUCCCGUGUUCCUGGUGGUUUCAAGAUUCCAGAACCAUCGUCUUGCCCCAUUUAA
Orbilia oligospora ATCC 24927 is the source of this 1776-nucleotide messenger RNA. RefSeq lists its product as uncharacterized. Bases 1 to 1776 code for a protein of 591 amino acids. The record is from RefSeq and is a predicted model, not a curated record. Gene Ontology annotation, molecular function: FAD binding. The transcript is spliced from 3 exons. Lineage: Eukaryota; Fungi; Ascomycota; Orbiliomycetes; Orbiliales; Orbiliaceae.